Molecule: messenger RNA, 1968 nt
Organism: Megalops cyprinoides (Indo-Pacific tarpon)
Lineage: Eukaryota; Metazoa; Chordata; Actinopteri; Elopiformes; Megalopidae
Product: prostaglandin reductase 1-like
Exons: 10
Coding region: 903-1892 (329 amino acids)
Biological process (GO): prostaglandin metabolic process
Cellular component (GO): cytoplasm
Molecular function (GO): 15-oxoprostaglandin 13-reductase [NAD(P)+] activity; 2-alkenal reductase [NAD(P)H] activity
Source: RefSeq, a predicted model, not a curated record
AUGAAUAUGUAUGUUUAAACAAUUCAUCAGAAUACUACUGUGUGUCAAUAAUUUAGGAAGAUAAGUGAAAGCAGAUUGAGUUUCUUGUAUAUUUUACAAACAACACAAAACACACCCUCAAAGAGAGGGGCACGUACCUGUCGAGUUAUGCAAAACUCAGAUCUAAAGUAAUUUAACGGUGCCAGGACCCGGGCACCGCGCCACGCAUCAAGCCAAUUGACACUGAGCCUACAAACGAUGAGGAUGAUGCAGGUAAACGCAUACAUCAUCAUACAAACAUAUUCCCUGAUCGCGUAGCGUGGAAAGUGUCGAGAAAAAAAUCUGUGAAGAGUAACCGAAAGAACAUCAACUUUCUACAUCAGAGCAUAACCGCAACAUCACUCCGCCAUGCUAGCGCUCAGUGCUAAAGCCUGAUUUAUAACAGCAUAUUAUCCCAGCUAACGCUCGUAGAGCUCAACACCAGUAUAUAAAACUACAUCACACUACCACACACAUUACUUUACAAUGAUCUAUACCACUGAACCAGCAGUUUAACUCCAGGUAAGAUAUUGUCCUGGUUUGGGAAACCAAGAUGAAGUUUGAAUAGGUGUGUUUUGAGUGGACAGCGGUUUUAGUUGGUACUGAAAACCUGUAUACGCCGAGUGCUGCUCAGAACUGGAGUUGAGACCAGUAAAUCAGAGUAGAAACGUCCCACGCCCAGUUUUAUCGGACUACAUUGAAAUAUGUUGCGCAAAUAGUGACUUGCUGCAUGCCAUGACCACUGAAAAAAGGGCAAAGCUACGCUCCUCAGCCAAUAGCAGUAACCGCGGACCGCCUUGGUUAAACGCAUCAGGCCGCCAAGACAUUCCACUCGGAGAGCAGAACCGGACGCACAAAACGCGUGAAAACGCACAGUGAGGAUCAUGGUUCGAGCCAAGGCCUGGACUCUACGCUCACACUUCGUCUCUUUCCCCAAGGACAGCGACUUUGAGCUGAAGGAGGAGGAGCUUCCUGCACCGAAUGAUGGAGAGGUGCUCCUGGAAGCUGUGUUUCUGAGCGUCGAUCCUUACAUGAGGCCUUACAGCCGAGUGAAGAUGAAAGAGGGUGAUGUCAUGAUUGGAACCCAAGUUGCCAAGGUCCUGGAGAGUAAAAAUCCACAGUUCCCCGUCGGGUGUCAUGUGAUCGGAAACUGUGGGUGGCGAACCCACACCCUGUCGGAUGGGGCGGGACUGAUGCCCAUGCUGUCUGACUGGCCUCAGGACCAGCCCCUGUCCCUGGCACUCGGAACCAUCGGCAUGCCUGGGCUGACGGCUCUGUAUGGGCUGGAGGAGGUGUGUGCGAUCAGACCGGGGGAAUCCCUGCUGGUGAACGCUGCAGCUGGCGCGGUUGGUUCCACAGUCGGCCAGAUCGCCAAGAUCAAGGGGUGUAGAGUGGUGGGUUCUGCAGGGUCGGAUGCUAAGGUGUCCUACCUGAAAGAGCUGGGGUUCGACGAGGCCUUCAACUACAAAACGGUGGGGUCCCUGCAGGAGGCUCUGCAGAAGGCCUCUCCAGAUGGCUACGACUGCUACUUUGAGAAUGUUGGAGGAGAGUUCUCCAGCGUCGCUAUGCCUUUGAUGAAGCCGUUUGGCAGGAUUGCAGUGUGUGGGAGCAUCUCCAUGUACAACGACACCACUCCCCAGACCGGGCCCUACAUCCACAGCCACAUGAUCUUCAAGCAGCUGAAGAUGGAGGGUUUCAUCUCCUCCCGCUGGCAGCACAAGAACGAGGCGUCCCUGCGCAGGCUGCUAGCCUGGGUGCAAGAGGGGAGGCUGAGGUGCAGGGAACACGUCACCGAGGGCUUCCAGAACAUGCCGGCCGCCUUCAUGGGAAUGCUGAGGGGAGAAAACACGGGCAAGGCCAUCGUCAGGGCGUGACACCCCCCUGUGGCCCACAGCAGGAAACGCAGCAUCGCGCCACCGUGUUCCCGCGCCCCCCGCCUCUCGCCCCCCA